AUGUUAAUAAAAGAGACAGUUGCAUCAGCAAAGAUAUGCUGGUGCCCUGUAAUAAACCAUAGAAUUACAAAUAUAUUAGCAAUUGGAAGUUGUGGAAUAAAUUCAAAUUUGAAUAUUGGAUUGUUUGAUAUUUCAAGUAAUGACAAAGAUAUUCCUAUAAUUGGUUCAACAGAAAUGAGCAGUAGAUGCACCUCAAUAGCUUGGGGAAAUCAAACUGGAAAUAGUAAUAUGGGGAUUAUAUGUAUUGGUAUGGAAAAUGGAUAUUUAGAUUUUUUUAGACCAAUAAUUUCUGAAUCUGAGGAUAUAGAUCUUUACUGUAAUUUAAAUAAUUUGUCAAAUGUUAAGGUCCAUGAAUCGAGUGUAACUUGCUUAAAUUUUAAUAAUGUUGAUAAGCAUUUAUUAGGAUCUGGAUGUAGUGAUGGAAAAGUCUAUGUUACUGAUUUAAAUAAUGAGACUGGUGAUUCAAUUAAUUCUUAUGAACCAGGACGUGAUAAUAAACAUGGUGAUACUGAAUUAACUGCAUUAAGAUGGAAUCAAAAAGUACCACAUAUAAUGGCAUCAUCAUCAACAAAUGGACUUACGGUCAUUUGGGAUUUAAAGUUGCGUAAAAGUGCAAUAACAUUUCGUGAUCCUGCACAAAGACAUAGACCUUCAACAUUAGCUUGGGUACCUCAACAGCCUACUCAGAUUGUUGUUGGUUAUGAUGAUGAUAGAAAUCCUUCAUUACAAUUAUGGGAUUUACGUAAUGUAUCUUAUCCAUUUAAGGAAGCUAUAGUUGGACAUCAGAAAGGUAUAUUAUCAGUAGAUUUUUCAUCUUUGGAUCCAAAUUUAUUAUUAUCUUCUGGGAAGGAUGGUAAGACUAUAUGUUGGACAUUUUUAAAUAAUCAACAACCUGAGAUAUAUUCUGAGAUGUAUUCUCAACAAUGGAAUGUUCAGAAUAUAUGGUCCCCAUACACUCCUGGAAUAUAUGCAACUGCAUCUCAUAAUGAUAGAGUUGGUAUAUAUUCAUUAUCACAUUCACAUAUUAUAACAUAUGUCCCUUCAUGGUAUCGUAGACCAACAGGAGUCAAUUUCGCAUUUUCUGGUAAAAUGGUAACAUUUUCUAAUUUAUCAAAUAAUAUAAAUCCUAAAUGUAAUCUUUAUGUAGUUCCUUCAAACCCGGAAAUAAUACCACAUGCAGAUAUAUUUGAUCAAUUAUUAAGUCAGGGUAAUUACAUCGGAUAUUGUCGAAAAAAGGCAAGUGAAGUAGAUAAUAAUAAUGAAAAAUUAGCAUGGAAUUUAGUAGAAAAUAUGUUUACAGAUGAUAGUGCUGAAAAAAGACUUUAUAUUGCAUCAUUAUUAGGCUUUGAUUCAAAUAAUGCAAAUUAUAAUGCAAGUCAAUUUUUAGGUAGGAAACCAGGUAUUAAUAAAGGUGAGGGAUUACAAGUAGAAAUAAAUAAUUUUAAUAGUGGUUUGAAAUCAGAAUAUAGUGGAACAUCUACAUUUGGAAAUUCUAGUACAAGUUAUGAUCCACAAAAUUUCAUGACAUCUCAAUGUUUAGAUCCAGAGAAAUUUUUUCAACAAUUAGGAGAGAAGACAGAUAUUAAUGGUGAUUCUAAUAAUGAAGAACAAUAUAUUCAAGAGAAGGUUAAUGAACAGUAUCAAUUUGAUCAUGAAUAUAAUACUCCAAGCAAUAUAUUUGGAAAUUCUACAAAUAUUUCUGCAAACACUAGUGGAAAUAGGCUAAAUUCUGUUCGUGAGAGAGAGUGGAGUAAAUGUGAAGAAAAUGUUAUUAAAGAUUUGUUUAUUACUGGAAAUAUUGAGGCUGCUAUAGAUGUUUGUGUUACAUGUGGUUUUUUUUCUGAAGCCUUAUUAAUGGCAAUACGUAUUGGUGGCCCUUCUCUAGAAUAUGUACGUCGUCAAUAUAUUAAGAAACAUGAUUUGGCUUAUUUACAAAAAUGUUUUGGUUAUGUAAUGUUUGAUGAUUUGGAAGAUUUUGUGAAGACAAGUAAUUUAGAUUAUUGGAGUGAGGUAUUGGCAAUCAUAGCCAUUUAUACUCAUCCAGAAAGUAUGCAAAGUAAUCCACUUUGCACUUCAAGUGAGCAGUCAAAAUAUUGUAUGGAAUAUUUAUCUGAAUUAUUGGCAAAGAGACUACAAGAUGAAAAGUUUGAUGUAAGAUCAGCAUUAAUUUGUUACUUAUGUGCAAGAAAUUUCAGAAAUUCUAUAGAAAUAUGGGGUAAUAUGACUACAUCUGGUCAGAGUUCAUUAAUCCUUGGAUUACAAGAUUUUGUUGAAAAAGUUGCUAUAUUACAGUCAGCAACAAGAUUCAAUGGGAAUGAUGAGAAUAUAACAAAACAAGUUGUACAUUAUGCAGAGAUAUUAGCAAAUUCUGGACGUAUUACUGCUGCAAUGAAAUUUUUGUCUACUCUGGCUGCAAAUGAUACAUCUAUAAAUUCUGCAAUGUUACGUGAUAGGAUAUAUAAUGCAGCUCCUGAGGUCAUGAAAUCUCUUGGUUUUAGUCAACCUCCAUUUCCUUAUACAUUGAUUGAUAUAUUUCCAAAUAAUAUACAACAAAGACAGUAUAUAACGACUCAGAAUGUCCAGCAAUUUGGUAGGAAUAUACAAAAUAAUAUGAAUGUAUAUCAAGCUCCCUCUGGAGUAUUAUCUCAGAUUUCACCACAAAUGUCACAUAGACCAUCUUCAGCAAUAGCACCUUCUCCAACAAUAAUUCCAUCACAACCAUCUGGUAUAUCAUCUAUAUUGUCAUCAACAUCACAAACAGGAACAAUAUUACCCAACCAACAAUCUCAUCAAUAUAUAAAUUCGAAUUUAUCCUCAAUAAUGCCUCCAUCUAUAGGUAGUAUGUCUUCAGGAGCACCAACACCAAUGGCUCGUCCUUCAUCAUCAAUUACUCCAGGCAAUAUUAUAAAUAAAUCAAUACCACCACCACCACCUCCAAAUAAUACAUUAACACGUCCAAAUUCUCCUGCAUCUUAUGGUGGACAAAUUCCGGGAUCUACAACACUACCAUCAGUGUCUAUUCCACAAAUCCCUUCUAUAUCAACAAUUCCUCAAAUACCUUCAAUUCCUUCGCAAAAUUCACUCUCAUAUAUUUCUAAUCAGGGCCAAUCCAUACAAAAUCCAAUUCAAGUAGGUCAACAAUCAUUACAACAAAAAUUUGGAUUUUCCCAACAAUCCUUACAAAAUUCUCAAAUGUCACGACCAUCACUCACUACGGCACCACAUAGUGGAGCAACACCCCCAAUACCAGGUAUGCCUAUUCCAUGGCCAUUACCAACAGCUACUCAACAAUUAAAUUCAAAUACAUCUUCUACAGCAAGUAUAAAUAGACAAAUACAGGCAGCAACAAAGAGAUCUCCUAAUAUACAAUCUAGUCAACCACUUCCCCCCCAACUAUUAGAUCUAGUAAUGUCAACAAUUAAUAAGUCCCUAUUAGAAGCAUUUGUAAAUGAACCAAGAAAGCAAGCAGAUGCUCAGAAACGUUUUGAUGAAUUAUUUGAUAAAUUGAAAACUGGUAACAUUACAGAUCAUGUCUCAAAUCAAGUAGUUAAAUUAUGUCAAGCAAUGCAAUCUGGAGACUUUGUUGCAGCUCACAAAAUCCAUAUUGAUUUGAGCUCUAGUGAAUGGGAACACAAUAAAAAUUGGUUAAUGGCAUUUAAACGUAUAUUACCAAAGUAA
This is a messenger RNA of Cryptosporidium muris RN66, 3678 nucleotides long. RefSeq lists its product as uncharacterized. Gene Ontology annotation, cellular component: endoplasmic reticulum exit site; COPII vesicle coat. Bases 1 to 3678 code for a protein of 1225 amino acids. The record is from RefSeq and is a predicted model, not a curated record. Gene Ontology annotation, biological process: COPII-coated vesicle cargo loading; endoplasmic reticulum to Golgi vesicle-mediated transport; intracellular protein transport. NCBI's taxonomy places the organism in Eukaryota, Apicomplexa, Conoidasida, Eucoccidiorida, Cryptosporidiidae. The transcript has a single exon. Gene Ontology annotation, molecular function: protein binding; structural molecule activity.